Messenger RNA from Aspergillus luchuensis, 2658 nucleotides. RefSeq lists its product as uncharacterized. The record is from RefSeq and is a predicted model, not a curated record. NCBI's taxonomy places the organism in Eukaryota, Fungi, Ascomycota, Eurotiomycetes, Eurotiales, Aspergillaceae. The transcript has 4 exons. The coding region runs from base 1 to 2658 and encodes 885 amino acids.
AUGGUCAAGUAUGACAUUCCCACUCUGCUGGCACUCAGCCACCGCGGACGGAUAGAUUUCAGCAAAUUUACUGAGCAGGCCGUUGGAAAUAACGUCCUUCGACAACGCAAAACCAGUACGAGUGUCUUGUCGGAGCAACCAGUCAACAGGUCAAGGAAUGCCUCAAACUUGUCACGCCAGAGCGAACGAACUCUUUCAGUUCCAGAGCACGCUGUAAUUUAUCCCUCUCGGCAGCCAAGUGACCCUCCACAGAGCAUCCGCGCACACGCCGAUGCCGGGUUUGUUCAGUUUCUAAAGGAGCAUACAUCCCCGAAGCACCAGCGUGUCACCGCUGGAGGCCGAAUCGUUCCAAUGGAACCACAGUCCCCUACCCCCAAGGCGAAGCAGCCGGUGCGCAACAUAAGUGCAAGAGCCAGUGAUCAGAAGAUAUCUAAGCCUUCAUUGCGAGAUGACACUAAAACCAAACGCGAAAAUAAACAUGUGCUGUUGCAAGACAACAACGCAAGUGUUAAUAUUUCUAUAGCUGCACCGCAGCCUGCUGAAAGUCACGACGAUAUACGUACCAUACUGCCUCAAAACGGUAGUGCAAUUGACCAGCACUUCUCAAACUAUGGACAAGCACCGACUCUUCUGUCUACGGCAGCUACCACAGGGCUGUUCUCCCAACCCAGUCUUCCAUGGGCCAUGAGUGACCUACCAAUGCCUCAAAUCGCCUUACCAGCCCCGGAAGCUAUACCAGCGGCCUCGGACUACCCUAUGUAUGCCUUUGGAGAUGGUCCAUUAUCGUGGGCUUCAAACCUGUAUCCUACCCUGGGUACUCAAGGCCCCGUAAUUCCUUCCAUACCAGCAGUCCAGCCAUAUCCUACUCUUAACACGACUUCUGACUUUUCCGCGGAAAGCAAUACAAGUAGCGGCAGGGCGACCUCAUUUCUUGGUCAGCUUCCACCUACCUAUGACUCUCUUUGCCCUUCUCUGGGCCCUCAAUGGCAUCAAUAUGCAGGUGGACAAGUCCCAGCUCUUGAUCAACCAAUGAUAGUUAGCACUCCUCAAACACCGACGUACCAGAAGUCUUUGGAAGAUGCUGCAAAGGAGCAUGAGUCUCUUACCAGUAAGCUAUCCGGUAUUGAUAGGUAUAUGGCUGUGCACAGUUGGGAUCUCGACCCAAGUGCCAAAAAGAUUCUAGUUGACCAGCGAAUGAGUUUGGUGAGAGAAUUGGAUGCGGUUAGAAUAUACAGAGAACAUCUCGAAUGGGUUUCUGGAAGAUUGAGCACAACGAUCCCAAUCAGGCAACAUCCCUCGAACGUCGCUUCAAUGUAUGUCGCCAGCGGCCUCACAGGUAGUCCAUCUCUAAUGGGACCUUCGCUGUGCACACCCAGCUCCGCUUCUGCGCUUCCAGCUUUUUCGAUGCUGCCACUAGCAAACGCCCUUUCGCAGUCGCUCUCUCUCAAUGAGACAGUUAACGCAUCAAUGCCACUAAAUGCUGUAUCUGAUACCUACCCAUACAAUGCGACGAUCGGCUCAACAGAGGUACGUCCAAACCAUAACUCGAUCAAGGAUGCUAGCUUUUCGCAUGCCGCACGAGGAGUUGAGAUACGGAUCGAACCCAAGAGGUCAGACAAACAGGUCCAGACACAUGGCGAGGCCAAAUCGAGAACUACUGACGGAACUGCUGGAUGGAAAACACCUACGAAGAUAACCGCUUUGGACGUUGAAAAGGUGCAUCAUCAAAUUGAGGAGGCCACUCGCCGAGGCGAACCAGUCGAUGGGCUUCUUCGGGAACUAUCAGCCGCUACUUCCAAAUUGAUUAAACAAAGGCGAAAUGAACUUCAUGAGCCGCGCGGGUUGCUGUCAGCCGUGCCUGCUAAGCACAACCGCAAGAAUCGCGCGGGAAGUGAGGCGGGUGCCGUCAAGGGACUACUAGACAAGCAUGAAGCUCAUGCACCUCUGAUGCGACACUCAACCAAGGCCUGGAAGCCUGGGAAGGAGCUGCGAAGGCCUGGACUGCACAGCGCAAUGGGCCCGUACAUGAGUGCGAAAGAGAUGGAAGAGGGUGAUGACCAUCAAUCUAUAUCGUCGUAUGUGUCAACGACGGACUCAUGGGCUACCGUUCAUCAAGGAGAGCGUCGACGUGACAAAAAGCUACGGAAAAUCAAAGAAAAACGGGCGAAUCGAGAGAUGGCCGAAAGCAGAUCCCGUGGUCCACUUGAGCAUCCCCAUGUAUCGAAUGAAGCCUUUCUACCAGGUCCUCAACGUUCUCGAGGGCAGAACUUGGGCCAGCCAGGAGGACCAUCGAUAUACAAGCCACGCAGCCCCCCAACAUUGGUAAACCCGACUGACCCGGCGAGGCAGACCAGCGUGGAGGAAAUAAGACAGCGGUAUCCCCAGCUUCUGACGCAGUAUUUCAACAAGGACCGUGGUCUAGCCUUUCAGAAAACGGCUGCCUUGGCUGUCUCGCAGAAUGUUAAUGCACAUGGAUUUCUGCCCCCUUUCGAAGGCGUAGGGAAUGCACCUAGUAAGAACAGGAGUGCACCAACGGACAUGACCGAAGGUGGAAUGUAUCUACUCAGCGGAAAGAUGUCGAACUCGAAGCAGCAGGAUGGUCCCGGACAAAGAGGCAAAGAGGCCCCUGGACCAGCCAGGCAAGCUGGAAAGCCGUGA